GUGGUGACAUGGAGACUGAAAUAAACUGCUCUGAAUUUUGUGAUAGUUUUCCUGGCCAGGAACUGGAUCAGAGACCCAUUCAUGAUCUCUGCAGGACAACAAUUACCUCUUCCCAGCACAGCAGUCCAUCCAUCUCAUUAUCUCCUGCCCUCUUGGGUGUUGUUUGGACUUUUCUCAGCUGUGGACUACUUCUGAUGCUCUUCUUUCUUGCCUUCACAGUUCGCUGCAGGAAAAACAGGAUUGUGAAGAUGUCUAGCCCCAAUCUGAAUAUCGUGACCUUACUGGGCAGCUGUCUGACUUACAGUAGUGCUUACCUGUUUGGGAUUCAGGAUGUAGUAGUGGGGUGCUCCAUGGAAACUCUCAUUCAGAUAAGACUGUCCAUGCUGUGCAUUGGGACCUCCCUUGUGUUUGGCCCCAUUCUGGGGAAGAGCUGGCGACUCUACAAGGUGUUUACCCAGAGGGUUCCUGACAAGAGAGUGAUUAUCAAAGACCUGCAGUUGCUGGGUUUGGUGGCAGCACUGGUGUUGGCUGAUGUGAUCCUGCUGAUGACAUGGGUGCUGACUGAUCCCAUCCAGUGCCUUCAGAUCCUUGGGGUCAGCAUGACGGUGACAGGGAGAGAUGUGUCCUGCCUUCUGACCAACACAUACUUCUGUGCUUCACAGUACUCUGAUGUCUGGAUUACUCUUGUUUUGGGAUGCAAGGGGCUGCUGCUGCUGUAUGGUACCUACCUGGCUGGCCUGACCGACCACGUCAGUUCUCCUCCUGUGAACCAGUCCUUGGCCAUCAUGGUCGGGGUCAACCUCCUGGUGCUCGCUGCUGGGCUGCUUUCUGUGGCUACCCGAUACUUGCACGCCUGGCCCAACCUGGUUUUUGGACUCACAUCUGGAGGCAUCUUUGUUUGCACUACCACAGUGAACUGCUGCAUCUUCGUUCCCCAGCUGAAGCAAUGGAAGGCAUUUGAAGGAGAAAACCAAACAAUCAGACACAUGGCCAAAUAUUUCAGCACUCCCAGCAAAACCUUCCAUACCCAGUUUGGUGAGGAGCAGAACUGCCACGCAAAGGGGGAGAAGAGCUCCAUGGAAAGGCUCCUCACAGAAAAAAAUGCUGUGAUUGAAAGCCUGCAGGAACAAGUAAACAAUGCCAAAGAGAAACUAGUGAGACUGAUGGCUGCUGAGUGCACCUAUGACUCCCCAGAGUGGGUAGUCCCACCCACCUCUUCCCAUGGCAAGGGUGUCCCAACUUCAGCCUCAGCCUAUGGGCUGGCAGAUCAGGAACCUUCGGGAUACCCCUGUGUCUCUCAGAAUGAUAUCCAUGUGGCUGCUGCAGACUACCCAGGCACCUCAGGACCUUUCCCAUGUGUGCACAGCCCCAGCACACCUGAGAGGAAUGCCAGCCCCUCCCCAGGCCAAAAGGAGAAGAUAUCUGACUUGAAAGGCUUUUCUGAUCAUUUAAACUCAGGUUGUAGCCAGAAGUCACAGGCUGAACAAAGCCACAGCCCAAAGAGACAAGACCAAGGACCCAUGGUCCUCAGCCAGACUUUCAUUCCCAGCAGAAGGGCCCAGGAACAGAGGCAGAGCUCAGAGGAACCCCCAGAGAGGCUACCUCGGGUCAGUUCAGUGGUCAGAGAGAAGCUUCGGGAAGUCUUACAAGAGCUGGACCUGGGUCCUGAGGCAUCCCUCUCCACUACCCCAUCUUCUCCCCAGCAGCCCUGGAAGAGCAGUGCCUCCCGCAGCCACCAGAAGCUGCUCUUUUCCAAGGAGCUGGGCUUCAGCCCACAUGUGGUGAGGAGGAGACGGGCAGCCCAGCACACUUGCUCACACCUCUCUUCCUCUGUGCCUUACUAUGUGGGGCAUCAUGCAGGUAGAACCACUUUUGGGGCACACAAUGGGCUGAAUGUGCAAAGUGGGGAUAGCCCCAGGCUAGAUGCUGAGAUACCAAGGCAGUCUUCCAGAAAACCCUCACCACCUACAGACCAUCAAGGGAGGCCAGGCACUCUGAGGGGCAGCAAGCAAUGUCAUACAGAGCCUCAGGGGGUCAGAGAGUGCCUUACAGCUUUUCCUCCCCGGCCUUCUGUUUCUGCCCAGGCACAAAGUUCCACCAUCCCACACCUACUCCCUUCACCAGACCUGCCUAGACGGUGGCAGCUUCAGCCCCCUGGAGCCCCCAUCUGUCCCUCCUUGUCUUCUCAGUGCAACUACCUUGACACUGAAUCCAGCAGCUCAGAUGAGUUCUUCUGCCACUGCCACCGACCCUACUGUGAAAUCUGCUUCCAGAGCUCCUCUGACUCCAGUGACAGUGGCACAUCAGACACUGACCCUGACCCUGCCAGAGGGCUGGGCUCCUGGGAAAAGCUAUGGGCCCGCUCCAAGCCCAUUGUGAACUUCAAAGAUGACUUGAAACCCACACUGGUUUGA
Molecule: messenger RNA, 2414 nt
Organism: Castor canadensis (American beaver)
Lineage: Eukaryota; Metazoa; Chordata; Mammalia; Rodentia; Castoridae
Gene: Gpr156
Product: G protein-coupled receptor 156
Biological process (GO): G protein-coupled receptor signaling pathway; gamma-aminobutyric acid signaling pathway
Cellular component (GO): membrane; G protein-coupled receptor heterodimeric complex
Molecular function (GO): G protein-coupled GABA receptor activity
Source: RefSeq, a predicted model, not a curated record